Aureobasidium melanogenum CBS 110374 is the source of this 1503-nucleotide messenger RNA. RefSeq lists its product as uncharacterized. The transcript has 2 exons. The record is from RefSeq and is a predicted model, not a curated record. NCBI's taxonomy places the organism in Eukaryota, Fungi, Ascomycota, Dothideomycetes, Dothideales, Saccotheciaceae. The coding region runs from base 1 to 1503 and encodes 500 amino acids.
AUGAAGCGCCACCUACAGGAUAUAUCGAUAGAUAUGGACAAUGACUCUGACAUUGUUCCCUCCUUCCACAAUCCUCGAAACGGCUUCGCCCUUGCCAGAAGCGUUACAACAAUGCAACCAGGCAACUCCACCAAACUUUACACUAUCGACGAUCCUCGUUAUUCAAGCGUCUAUGAGCUUGCACGUCCUAUCUGGCCCGCCAAUGACGUUGUUACGCCAGCCAUAUCCGAAAAGAAGAUCCGAGAACUCGAGAGUGGAAAUGACGACGAAAAGUUGAUGGCUGCCUUUGCCAGGCAUGUCAUAAACCCAGGCCGCAAUCGUCGUCCCGGCACAAGAUGGGUUUCUCACAGAUCGCUGAGAAAGGCUUUCGCAGAGCACUUUGACCAGACUGGGUUUUUGGCAGAAUCCACUUGGAAGAAUAAGGCAGCAAGUGACUUCGGUCUACCUGAGUUAUUCUUCAGAACCGUCGAUGAUGGCAAAGCCUACUUGAGACCCGAUGAGUCCGUCGAUGAUCUAGUUGCAGACCUCGGACAGGCGCCUGACUUACAACCAUUGACUGCUGAAGAGUAUGAGCAGCUACGCAAUCGUGUCACAGCCACCGAGCACAGCGCAUCAAUCACGGCUGAUCAGCCGCAGAGCGCUGACACCUCAUUUCAGAGCGGACAGAGUCUCCUGGAUGAGGAUGACCUAAACACGACUGAAGACGUAGACGACAUUCCUCGCCCCUUCAAACGACUUCGAUCAAUGUCUUGCGCAAAGUCACAGUUGGGAGAAAGCACAAAAGCGCACUCAGUGCUGGAAUCGGGCUUGGUUACACCAGAUUGCAUGAGUCCACCAUGUGCUAAACCACACGUAUCUCCCAAUAUCAAACAUAACACACCUUCACCCAAACUGAACUCAAGCACGCCUAACACGAAGAGUUCCGAGAAAGACAACACCUACGCGGCAUGGCAUACUGACCAGCAACUAUCAGAAAAAUCGAGAAUAUUGCAAGAACAUAAGCCUAAGCCGUUGCAACAAGAGCAAGCAGACAUCACUGACAUUGGGAGCCAAAACAAGUUACCUCAGUCCAACAGUCCUGCUGAAAACAACAUGAGAGCUGUCAAAAUGAUCCUAGUCCCGAAAAUCUGCGACAUACUCAAAGACUUCCCGACUGCGCCUGAGGACGAGUCGUUCCUACCUCUACUCCGUCAACUGCUCAAAGCGGCGGUAGCUAACACACCUCAGACUAUGGAAGACAAACACCUUGAUAUGCUUACUCAUGUUGUCACACACUGCACCAGCAGCUCUCAAAGCGAUCCAAUGAAUAUCGCAAGUCUGGUCAGACCUGUGCUCAAGAUCUUGUCAAGACAUCGUCCCAAGCUGGCCAUGCAAACUCAUAGCCAAAUUCAAAGAGGCAUCAAUGCUGCAGCUCGAGCGAAUGACCUGGGUUGGCUGCGUGCUUUGCAUGCUGAGUUGUUGCUUUUUGAAGCACAGCAUGAGGAAGACCAGAAUGGACAGUAA